Brassica napus (rape) is the source of this 2550-nucleotide messenger RNA. RefSeq names its product mavicyanin. The transcript has a single exon. Gene Ontology annotation, molecular function: electron transfer activity. NCBI's taxonomy places the organism in Eukaryota, Viridiplantae, Streptophyta, Magnoliopsida, Brassicales, Brassicaceae. Gene Ontology annotation, cellular component: plasma membrane. The coding region runs from base 1884 to 2462 and encodes 192 amino acids. The record is from RefSeq and is a predicted model, not a curated record.
GUUAUUAUAUUUAUUGUUAUAUGAUGUAUAAUUUAUAAUUUUUUGAAAAUAUAGAAUAAUGUUUUAAUAAAUUAUAGAGGUUUCUUACAUUUCACCUAGUUUUAACUACUUACGGUCAUCUAGUAUAUUUUGGAUUUUAUAUUUGUUCUAUUAUUACUAAUCUAUGAUUUUAAUUUUUAAUUUUUUUAUUGUUGUAAUAGUCUAAGAUUAGAGAUUUAAAUUAUAAAAAUAUUUUUAAUCAUAAUAUUAGUUUUUUUAUAUUUAUUUUGAAUAUAUUUUAUUCUCUUUCAGUCUAUGUUAAUUAAAGUAAUUAUCAUAAUUAAUAUAUAUUAAUUUUGCAUUAAAUUAAAUUUAAUAUAAAUUUUCACAUAAUUUAACUAUUAUUAUAAUUUGAUAUCUUUAAUCUUUUCUAUUACUGAUUAUUUAUUUUUAAUUUCUGUUCACAUUUUACAUAUUCUUUACUUUCUGAAAGUUAAUUAUAAAAUUAUUUUAAUGAUAUAGUAUUUUCAUAAUACUUAGAUUUAUUUAUUUAUUUUGAUAAUUCUUUACUCUUUAAAUUUAUAUAUCUCAGGCGGGUUUUCUUUAGGCUGAGGCUCAGUUGGAGAAAAUAUUGGGAUUUGGGAGGAGUGAGUGACAGCAGAGUCAGGUUCCUUUGGGUAUCUCGUGGAACACGCGAGUCAAGGCUGAAGGAGGCUAUUGAAGGUAGUUUGGGUGUUGUAGUAAGCUGGUGGGAUCAACUGCGCGUGUUGUGUUACGCAGCUAUAGGCGGGUUUUGGACGCAUUGUGGGUAUAAUGAUUAACGAGACAUUGGAAGGGAUGUACUCUGGAGUACCAAAGCUGACGUUUCCUUUGGUUUGGGAUCAGUUUUUGAAUGCUAAGAUGAUUGUUGAGUAAUGGAGGAUUGGGAUGAGGAUGGAGAGCAAGAAGAGUACGACAGAAUUGUUGGCAAGGAGAGACGAGGUCAAGGAACUGGUGAAAAGGUUUAUGGAUGGAGAAGACUGAAGAAGGGAAAGAUAUGAGAAGAAGGGCUUGUGAGAUCUGUCGUGGAGUUGUUGCAAAAGCCGGUUCUUCAGAUGUUAAUAUCGACGCUUUCAUUAAAGAUAUGAUCGUGUGAGUUUGAUGUUGUAUUUUGGUUAACAAGAAAAUAAACAGAACUCAACGAGUUAUAUCAGUGACGAUGAAUUAAAUAAACGAAACAAAAGCACUAAACGAAUAACUAGAGAAUGCUUAGUGCUGAUGAGGUAGCAUACGCUUGAGUAAUUAAACUGGUCCACAGGUGCGACUACUAAUGGAAGCUUAAGCCCAUCCUUACUACAAUGAGCGGCCGUUGAGCUAAUAAAUUAAAGUAGUGGAUUCCAAUUAUAGUGAGCUUGACAAGAUCGUGGCCCCGUCUUGUACACAGCUUUUGGAGAAGCAGGGUCGCAGGAUUUGAAUUCAAGGUUCUUGCUUGGAGGUGGUGGAGGAAUCAGACGUUACGGUUCAUUCAAAAUGAUUCUACUAUUUUAAAAAAAUAUUAAGCAAAUAAAUUAAUAUAUCAUCAUUUAACAGGAAUUGAAAGGGCAGUUUACGACAACAAACAAGAGAGAAAAGGGAAAGCUGAAAUAAUACAAUUUAAUAUUCGAUUAAAAAUAUAUGAGUAUACUUUCAAAGUUUUCAGUCUGUAAUUACUUGAGGGAAAAGGUAAGUAAAAACGAGAAAUUGCAUUAACCUAAACGAAUAAGGAAAAUAAGGCGGUGCACCAAAUCCUCUAUAUAAACACUCUACCACCCCCUCUUAAUUUCCAUAAAACAAGCUCAAAACUUCAACAGAUCUCUCUCAAACUGUUGUCCUUCACAUCGUUUAAUUCUUUUGUUCCAGAAAAAAAAAGAACCAAAACAUCGAUCAUGGCUUUGAUUAAGAGCAACACCUUCUUCACUUCUUUGAUGAUUCUUCUCGCUCUCUUUGGAGUUGCCGUUGGAGGAACAGUGCACAAAGUGGGCGACUCAAGCGGAUGGACCAUGAUGGGUGUUAAUUAUGAAGCCUGGGCUUCUUCAAGAACUUUUCAAGUCGGAGACUCUUUGGUUUUUGAAUACAACAACGGUUUUCACGACGUUACUGAAGUCACUCACAAUAAUUUCGAGCUGUGUGAACCGUCUAAACCAUUAGCUAAAUAUCAAACAGGAUCAGAUACGAUCAGUCUAACAAAACCGGGAUACCAAAACUUCAUAUGCGGAUUUCCUAGUCACUGCGACAUAGGACAAAAGCUUCAAAUCCUCGUCCUACCGGCCUCGUUGGGUCCCGUUGCAGCUCCAGUUCCUGGACCAGUUCGAUCACCUACUACCUUCUCGUCAUCUCUUUCACCGGUUAAUAAUGUUCCACAACAUCAGAUGGGUCCACCACCAACUCCACAUAGCGCAGCUGCAACCUCUAGUGUUUGGAUCGGAUUCCGCUACUUUCUACUUUCUCUUUUCAUCUUAGUUUGAUAGUCAUUCACGUACGUUGUGAUUCCUUUAGGUCAUAUUUCUAACUUUAGUACGUUUGAGUUGUGUUGUCUAUUUAUGUAUAUAUAAA